CGCAGAGUGAUCAUCCUGUAAAGUGGCGACGUCUACAGGAGAAUAAUUGGACAAGUUGGCAAUCAUGGCAGAACGUGUGAAGCCGGCCAUGCCGGCCCAUGAGAUGGAUACAAAUGUACUGUUUGAGAAAUUUACAGUGGAUGAGAUUAGACAGAUUGAGAGGAAAAUAAGAUCUGAUAUUGAAAGAAAGAAGGAAGACUUAAGGCAAAUGGUUGGUGAGAGAUACAGAGAUUUGAUAGAAGCAGCUGACACCAUCUCAGAGAUGAAGAAAAGUGCAGAAAAUGUGACUCGUUCCAUAGCCAGUAUGCAGGACUACUGUAAGAACCUGAACCAGACCCACAUGGUGAGGGGGGCCAUACCCCAGCACAGACCCAAGGGUGAUACCCAUAAGAAAAGGGAUAGGCUGUCAUUCUAUGGAGUUUCUUCACAAAUAAAGCUUCUACUGGAUACCCCUGAGAGAAUUUGGAGCUCUGUGGAAGAGGGUCAUUUCCUUCAGGCCACCCAACUGUACUUGCUGGCCAGGCACGUUCACACUAGUCUACAGAUGGACUCACAGAAGACAGGCAAAAUUCUGUCACAUUUUCCCGUACUCGGCAAACAGUGGGCUGCCAUCAGCCAUUUCAGAACAACUGUGCUACAGGGGUGCAGGAACACACUAAAAGAUGCCACAGUAUCGGAACAGACUACAGCGGAGUGUCUGUGUUCUAUCAUGUUACUGGAGGAUAGUACACCAAGACAAGUCUUCAAUGAGUUCCUUCUGGCUAGAACAAGUGCAGUUGAGCAGCUGUUCCACCCCAGUCAGCAGUCUGCCAGUAUCAAACAGCAGGUCUGCAGUGUGGUACAACUCAUUGUCACUACCAUACAACAAAUACAUGCAGUCUUCUACUCUGACAGCACACAGACAGACCAGGAACCAGCUCACAGUAAUCUCCUGCUGAAAAUUGUGGAAGAAGUGACAGAACGAGGAGGAGUCAUACCUGGUCUCCAGUCAUCUAUCUCUACACAGUAUUUGCCUAAAUCAGUGCUAGAUUUCAGACCAUCUUUAAAGAGUCAUGUCAGCCCCAUAGCUGCACAGACACUACAGGAGAACUGUACUCAGUGGGUGGACAGUUGUGUACAAGCCAUCAAUAGUGGUGUGAGUAAACUACUGGGCUAUGUGAAUACAGUGAAAGGAGUGGCUGGGAUCAGAGAUGCUGUGUGGGAACAGUUGGCCAAUGCCACACAGAUCAGUGAGUGGGACAACAUAUGUGGACACAUUCUGAAGAGAAAGGUUCCAGUGUGGGAUGAGUUCAUUAGGCCACUGUUCCUGGCCAGACUCCAGGGUAUACUACAGAGCCAGUUUGACAGCACCCUCAACAUGUGUAAACAACACAUGACCAGGGUGAUGGCAGAUGUGGCUGAUACUGCACAGAGAUCUGCGGCCUAUGAGUGUGCGGUGGGGUCCUACAUCUGGAAUGAGAGUCAAGGAGACAUAGUUAACAACAGUGCCUGGGUGGCAGCCAGCAAUAAGACACUACUAGAGAGUGGAGGGCUACUUAUGAAGGCCAAGGCUUACACUCCAGCUGUACAGAGUUUAUGUGGUACAUUUGACAGUAAGUUAAAAGCCCUCCUUGAAGACUCCAGUUACUACAUCAAGUCCUCAGACACCAAGCAGACGGGACAGCAGCAGCAGGGCAACAUGGAACCGUUUGAUCGCUUUAUAGAUGAAGACAACAUCAGGGAUUUUAUAAGAGAAGGCUGCAAGGACUGUGUGAAGAAGCUGUUGGACCAUAUAAACGAGGAACUAGAAGAAGCAAAGAAUAGUCUCCAAGAGUUAGAUAAUAAAGUGGACCAAAGAACAUUGAUAAACAGGGUGCUGCUGUUGGGCCGUCUGUGUGGUGGUCUGUGUGAACUCAGCACCCACAUGGAGCAGUGUGUUGUUAUGCAGAAACACAAAGAAAAAGAGUCUGUGAUAAGGGUCCCAAAGAGAACAAAGAGCCAGGCAAAGACGGAAGACCCACACUGGUCAACUGUGAAGAACUCCUUGGUGGACACUAGCCAUAAGGCAUACAGUAUAUGGUGUCAGUGGCUCAGCAGUUGUCUAGCACAGGAAUUAAGUUCUACAUUGCAGCAGACGGGCACUUCCAUUUUAGAGAACAGCACUAGCUGGGAUGAGGUUGAGAUUCAAGAAGAGACUGAAGAUGGAGCCACUGUUGCCUCCAAGAUUCGAGUGCCCAUGCUGCCAUCUUGGAGCGUGCAGACGUUGCUGUACAAGCUGUGUGAGGAGAUCAACACAGUGGGAGGCCAUGCAGUCAGGAGAUCCAUCCUGCUGAACCUUGUACAUUCCACAUCCAAGGAAAUUAUAGACAUCUAUAGGAAACUUUUAGAUGGAGGGAAGAAAGGAGAACCCAAUAUAACACAGAACCAGGCCCUGCAACUGUUGUUUGAUGUCAAGUUUCUUGUCCUUGUACUGCCAAAGCAAGAAGGCCCUGAGGAGAAAUCUCUGACAAGUGCAAUAGAGAAUGUGGUAGAUGGGAUUGAGAGCCACAUAGACCCCUUUGAUCUGGAUGUGUUCAACCCGUACCUUAAGAAGCAUGUUGGCAGACAUGCUCAGAGAUGUGCGGUAAUCUACGGUGCCUUGACCAGCCUGGACAAACAUGGCAGUGUCACAAUGAGAGGUGGCGUUGCUGGGCAACAUGAACAACACAAUGUUCUGCCACUGGCCUCUAACCAGAUGAGGUUCCAGCUGUUACCACUCAGUACACAGCCCAGCAGAAUGCCAUCAGACAUUAAACCAGUUAUACCACCUCCUGUGGCAAAGGUGGCAGCUCCAUCAAGAAAAGAGAAAGAGAAUCCUGUUCCACAACCUCAACUGAAGGAGUCUAGUUCUUUCUACAAUAGAAUAGGGUCAAUGGGUACAUUGUGGUUUUCUAACAUAGGAGGCAAAAAUAACUAGAUUUGAGAUCUUGGUGCCAAGCCGAGGAAGGUGUCAGCUGCAACAGAGCCCGUAAAUAUUAAAGAAAACUGGAUUGCCAUAGCAACCAAAAAUGGUGCAGCUGAGGUUCAAGUAAGGCCCAGGGAGCAGGAAAUGUAGCAAAUGGCUGGAGUUAAUCAGACCAAGUAGGACCUGGCCCCCUGAGGACACUGGGAUAUGGGGGGACUGCUGGGACUUCAGGUGAAGAGCAGCUCUGCAGCAGAGGGGCAGGCUUCACCUCAGCGUGGCCAGAGAGUAAUGGGGAGAUGCACUGCUCUGUAUGCUUUCUUUCCCACAAAAUAAACAAAAAUUCUUGAACAGUUUCAGGUUUAUUCAUUUGUUAGUUUUGAACUGUAUUCUUUGAAUCCUUUUUUUUAAGUACAGUUGUUUUAAAACAAUUGUUGCCCAUUUGAAGUACAAAAAGUAAUAUUUUGAAUAUUAUUCAUGCUUUAACAAAUACAGAACAGGAACAGUUGGCAAUGACUUGAUGGGAAAUAUAGGGGUUUUAUAUACAUAAAUUGUUAUGGAAGAAGUUGGUUGUAUUUUUUCAUCCAGGGUAUUUUUUCAAUAAAGUCAUGUGGGGAAAUAUGAAUUUGUUUUGCAAGUGUAUUACAGAUUCUUUUGACUACAUAAAGAAUUGGUCUUAAUCCCCAAAAUACAGAAGUAGUUUCUUUGAAAAACAAAAAAAAGCAUUACAUUUUGGAAAUUGUUUACUGAUGCUUUAUGGUGCAUUACCUUAUCAUUCUCAUACCUAGCAAACUUCUGUCAGAAGAUAAUUUUAUCGUGGUGUGUCGGCCCAGACGUGGAACCUGUUCACCCUGUGGGGAUGCUCCUAAUAACUGCGAGGCAUUCUAAGGAGCAGUCUGUGCCAAUAUUAACUGUUUUUACAAAGAAUUAAUUAUGAGAAAAAUGACUGAUGGUCCAUCAUACCCUGUCAUCAGCUUCCUGUCCUGUCAUACUUCUCUCACGUCGGCUCUAGACACUUUAUAUCUCUGUGGUUUCUUUGUGAGGAAGUUGUUCACUGCCUUAAGUCAGAAAUAAAUUGACAAUCAAGUCAAUUUCUUUCUCAACUCUGUGGCCCUCCAUUUCUUUGUGCCGUUGAUGUAGUUUUUGAUGGUCUCCUGCCCUCACGUGAGAUAAACACAUGCUCACUCAGCAGGAAGGAGGGUAUUUUGAUUCCGAUGAAACUCUCAAAAUAAAUCUACAGGCUAGCACCUUAUUUUCUGACCAAAGAAAUCCUACAGAUAAUAUUUAUUAAUAGGUCCUAUUACCCUGGUACAAAUGAAAUAAAAAUUUUCUGAAAGUGAACUUUUUCCAUCAGAUAGUUGUUUUAUCU
Molecule: messenger RNA, 4289 nt
Organism: Lingula anatina
Lineage: Eukaryota; Metazoa; Brachiopoda; Lingulata; Lingulida; Lingulidae
Product: conserved oligomeric Golgi complex subunit 1
Biological process (GO): intra-Golgi vesicle-mediated transport
Cellular component (GO): COG complex; Golgi apparatus
Source: RefSeq, a predicted model, not a curated record